UACUUGAGGUGAGGGGCUCGCCGCGGAGAUCGCUGACGCGGCCCGGGCUGCGGUGUGGUCGCUGGUUGCCAGACCAUGCUGAGCGGAGCGCUCGCCUGGCUCCUCGCCUUAUCGCUGCGGGGUACAUGCACGCUGCCGUCCGCGGUCGCCCGUAGGUGCCUUCACGCGUCGGGGUCGUGGCGGUCCGCAGACAAGAGCGAGAAGACGGGGAACGCGCCCCGCGUCUUCGACCCGGCCCUGCUCGAGUUCCUGGUGUGCCCACUCUCCAAGAAGCCGCUCAGAUUUGAAGCAUCGACAAAUGAAUUGAUCAAUGAAGAAUUGGGAAUAGCCUAUGCAAUUAUUGAUGGGAUUCCUAAUAUGAUACCACAGGCAGCUAGGAUGACACAUCAAAAUAAGAAGCAAGAAGAAAUGGAGCAGCACUAGAUGAUAAUUAAAAACAACACACACAACUAAAUUUUCUUAAUACCACUUACCUUU
Felis catus (domestic cat) is the source of this 477-nucleotide messenger RNA. RefSeq names its product protein preY, mitochondrial-like. The transcript has a single exon. The coding region runs from base 76 to 423 and encodes 115 amino acids. Lineage: Eukaryota; Metazoa; Chordata; Mammalia; Carnivora; Felidae. The record is from RefSeq and is a predicted model, not a curated record.